This is a messenger RNA of Aspergillus tubingensis, 738 nucleotides long. Its product is annotated as pyridoxamine 5'-phosphate oxidase family protein. The transcript is spliced from 2 exons. Lineage: Eukaryota; Fungi; Ascomycota; Eurotiomycetes; Eurotiales; Aspergillaceae. The record is from RefSeq and is a predicted model, not a curated record. The coding region runs from base 1 to 738 and encodes 245 amino acids.
AUGCCAACUUUCUGGCCGUCAAUUACCCCAGAGCUUCGAGACUGGGCUUUGCGCCAAAGCGUCUUUUUCGUGGCCUCUGCACCUCUGCAAGGACGACAUGUAAAUGUGUCGCCCAAAGGAUUUCCUGACUCGUCUUUCGCCAUCCUUGGUCCUAACGAGGCAGCUUAUGUUGAUGCCACCGGCUCCGGGAGUGAGACCAUCAGCCAUGUGCGUGAGAACGGUCGACUUACCAUCAUGUUCUGCUCAUUUGAUGCCUCGCCAGGCAUCGUGCGCUUCUUCUGCACUGGAUCUGUGAUCGAGUACGAUGAGCCUGAGUUCCCUGGCUACCUCGAGCGGAUGGGAGGCAAGAAAGUGGUGGGAGCGCGGGCUAUCAUCCGUCUGAAUGUCUUCAAGGUCCAACGCUCUUGUGGUUAUGGUGUCCCGCGAUUGUCCCUGCAAGUCGACCCCGAAACCAACAACACCAAGCCGUAUCUCCAAGAUCGCGAUACCCUAGGCCAUUGGACAGGCAAAAGAGUCGAGUCCAAUGAGCUUCGCACAUAUCAGAAGGAGUGGAACGUACGAAGUCUGGACGGGCUACCUGGACUACACACUGCGCUAAAGGAUAACCAUCAGCUUGUCUGGUUGAAGCAGUUGGGCAACUGGACUCGUCGUCACAGAGACGAGAUCGAGAUGGUCAAAACCUCCAUUCUGUUGUUGUUUAUUUCUAUGGCUUUCCUGCAAUGGGCAGGAUACGUGUAA